GCUCAGGCCGCACGCCCCCAUCUCUACCUCGUCGCGAACGUACCUCCCCUGACGCAGUGUGCCCCCGGGAGACGACGACCAUGUCGCUCAAGGCGCUGCUCUACGCGUACGUCCUCGGAGGAAUCACGUUUAUCCCGCUCCUCAUCCUGGGAGCCAUAUUCUACACGGUCUACACCGCGGUCCCGGUAGAAGAAGCUCAGGUCCAAAAGGCCGAAAAACCAGACGAGGCGUCCGAAACACCCGACCUCCCUUCAACCACUGCAGCACCGUCCCCAUCCGAUGUUAAUGACGCGCCGAGGGUGCGCAAGAGCUGGCUCACCGUCCGCAGAACAUUCGAGGAACAACCCUCGGACUCGUCCUACGUUGACAUGGUGCGUGGCUUUCUGGACUCACGCUCCAAGGAUGCGCGUCGCUCGCGCCCGAAGGACAUGUGGUACACCGUCCUCAAAGGGAAGGUGCUCUAUCUAUACGAGGACGAGAGCAUGACCGAAUGCGAGGCUGCGAUCGAACUCAGUGGGCACGACGUCGUAAUCUACCCGGAGGGCUUGCUGGAUGGCGAGCUGUUCUCACGCAGGAACGCGAUCUGCCUCAAGCCGAAGAUACCACCUCCGGACAAGGAGAUGCCCAGCGUGACGAAGGAGAUGAAACUCGACGGAGAGAAUGUUGAGGAGAAGCUCGAGGAAAGCAGCGGGACCUCGAAGUCCAAGCAGCGGCAACGUGAGCAGAUAUUGGAGGCUGAGAGGCGGCGCGAGGAGGCGCGGGACCAGGCGCUGGACGUGUCGACACCAUGGUUCAUAUUCGUCAAGAACGUCAUGGACAUGGAGGACUGGUACCACGCGUUCGUACACGCAUCGGACAACCCAGCGAACUCAGGCACAUUGGCACCCCUCGAGGUGGUCUUCCAACCGGAGGACAUGUCGCACCUCGUAUCAACGCUGGACGAACAGCCGGAUGUUAUCCCAAUGCGAUGGCUGAACGCACUCUUGGGCCGCAUAUUUUUCAGCUACUACCGUACGCAGACGCUGGAGUCGUACAUCAUCGGACGUCUCAUGAAGAAGAUCUCGAAGGUGAAGAAGCCAAGCUUCCUCACGGACAUCAACGUCAAGGAGGUGUCUGUCGGGAACAAGGCACCGACGCUCAGCAAGCCUAUGCUCAAGGAGCUCACAAAGGAGGGCGAUGCCUCCUUCGAGGUUCACCUGCAGUACAAGGGAGAAAUCCGCAUCACGGUGGAGGCCACUGCGAUCAUCAACCUCGGAGCUCGGUUCAAAACAUACACCGUAAAGCUUGUGUUGGCUCUGGUCGUGCGGGAGGUGGAGGGCAACCUGCUCGUGAAAGUCAAGCGGCCACCGAGCAGUCGGAUCUGGUACGCAUUCACGCAGAUGCCGAGAAUGGUCAUGAAUGUCGAGCCUGUCGUGAGUGACCGACAAAUCACUUGGGGCAUGAUUCUCAGCACCAUCGAGUCCAAAGUACGAGAAGUGAUCCAGGAGUCUGUGGUACUACCAAACAUGGACGACAUCUCGUUCUUUGAGAGCAUGAAUUAUCUGCACCGCGGAGGCAUCUGGGCAGAUGCUUCGCGUACGCACGUCGAAUCGUCCUACGGCCAAGAGCCCGAAGCUGCCGAUGACACGAAGUCUACUGUCUCUGCGUCUGGUGCAGAGCUGCCGAAGCCUAUGCCGACAGACCCUGAGCAUCCUCCCGUACAACGUUUUCAUUCUGCUGAGGAGGCGAAGACCGAAGCGAAGAUUGUGAACGAUCCUCAAGACAUCUUCAUGGACCUCCGCCGGACCGCUACGGCUGUCAGUUUGCCUAGCUCGCCCGCGGCGAAUUUGUCGUCUGACAGUCGGCGCCGUACAUGGCUGGGCGCGUCAAACGAGGACGAUGCGGAAGGAUCGAAAAGCGACAAUCUGGACGACUCGGAUCAACGGGGGAGGACUCCAGAGUCUGAGCACACCCUGACACGGAGGUCGAGCUCGACACCAGUUGCGUCGUCUGAGGAUACUACACCACAGCCAUCCGAGGCACAGCAACUGCGGGAAGACUACCUGGCUCCGAGCGUCAGUCGUCGCUCGUCGUCACAGCACUCGCAAGCAUCUUCGCGGGGAACAUCUACCUCUGCGACUGACGAUGAGUCCGUGGGAGCUACUGGCCGCAGCAACACCACCAGCUCGACGGCUGCGUUCCUACAGACGCUGAAGUCGCGCGCAGGUGACAAGCAGGCGUUGAGCAAUACUGCCAAGGAGGCGAUGCGCAAGUGGGGUGUCAACUGGAGCGGGCUGCGGAAGGACAGCACGAACAGCACGACCAACGAGGAAGUCGCGGACGGCGCGAGCGCUCCUCAGAACGAGACCCGGCUCCGCGCGAACUCGGCAGCGCACAGGGCACGUCCGAGCUAUGCGGAGGUGCGGGCAGCGGUGGAGCAGCGGAGGCAGCAGGACGGAUCGCUGGGCUCGGACUUGCGCACUGACCCCGUUUCGAUACCUCAAGGUGAGAAGGGCAAGGAGCGGGCACGCAGUGUCUCGCCGUCGCCGGUAGGCGGUGGCAGCAGCAGCAAUAGCAGCAGUAGCGGCUCGCCCUACCUCGCGCCUCCCCAACCCACCUCGCCGAAACCCGAGUCCCGCUCGUCCUCACCGACCUUCCCCCUCGAGCGGACAACCUCGGGGCGCUCCCAGCGCGACGGCGUGCCGGGGCUCAUGGCCGACGAGUCGGAGGACCGCCCGCCCGCGCGGAUCCACACGCAGCCGCCGCAGGCGAAGACGAUGACCAUCCCCGGGAUCCACGCGAGCCACCGCGGGGAGGUGAUGUCGAUGGGCUACGCGCCGCCCCCGCCCGCGUCGGCGCCGGAGCGAAGAAGCCCGCGAUACAGAGUCCCGCCGGUGACGCAGACGCAGACGGGCUUUGCUGGGAAUGACCAGGACGCGGCUGCGACCCCCACGGCCAUCGCGACCCCCACGGCUAUUGCGUCUGCGCCUGUGUCGACCUCAACGUCGGACGCGCAGGCGCAGCCGGAGGUCGUCUCGCCGAAACCGGUCCCGCCGCCCCUGCCACCGCGCUCGAUCUCGGUCACGUUGGGCAGGGCGUCCGGGGGCGGGGCGGCUGCGGUACAAAGCGCGAACGCGUCGGCUGCGUCGGCUGCGCUGCAGUCCAUCGUGUCGAAGGACAGGAGCAAGCGUGCGUCGCUGGAGCCUGCUCUACCGGGGCCGUCGAUAGGAUCCAGCGCCGGCGAGGACGGGUUCGGCGCGAGCGCGAGUGCCUCUCCACCUUUGAGCCCUACGCCGGGCGGUGAGAGUGGGGACGGACAGUCAUCGCCUAGCACGCCGAAACCGAGCCCCAAGCCACCUGCCCUGCCGCCGCGACGCCCGCCCGCUGCACCCGCCGCGCCUGCAUAGUCGUGCGGUCGCGUACCGUGUGUCGUGUGCUGUCUUCUUGUCAAUGGAUUUGAGUCGGACUCGGAUUGCUAUCGAUUCGUAUACGUGUUACAGUUCCAUCCCAUCUCAUCCCACUCUAUCGCAUUCAUCUAUAUUAUCUCGCUGCAUUCGAUCGCACUCUGUACUCUUACACGCAUCGUAUUCUCUGGAUAUCUAUACUACUCUC
Messenger RNA from Fomitopsis serialis, 3591 nucleotides. RefSeq lists its product as uncharacterized. Gene Ontology annotation, cellular component: ERMES complex; endoplasmic reticulum. The record is from RefSeq and is a predicted model, not a curated record. The transcript is spliced from 5 exons. Gene Ontology annotation, molecular function: lipid binding. Lineage: Eukaryota; Fungi; Basidiomycota; Agaricomycetes; Polyporales; Fomitopsidaceae. The coding region runs from base 81 to 3386 and encodes 1101 amino acids. Gene Ontology annotation, biological process: phospholipid transport.